GGUCGGGCCCGGGGGUCGCGGCAGAAGCCCAACCCCCACCCCCCACCGCUGCUGCCAUGUCGGCCGAAAACGCGGUGGUGCCGCCUGAGAGCCGGACAGAAAUUCAGAGCGUGGUGAGCCGCGUGGCCAGCCUGCCCCUGGUGAGCUGUGCCCGCAGGGCCGUGGCCUCGGCCUACGGCCGCAGCAAGGAGAGGCUCCCCUGCGUGCGCCCCGUGUGCCACGCGGCCGAGAAGGGCGUGAGGACGCUGAGAGCGCUGACAGCGGCGGCAGCCAGCCGGGCCCAGCCCCUCCUCACCCGCCUGGAGCCCCAGAUUUCCACCGCCAACGAAUUGGCCUGCAAAGGGCUGGACAAGCUGGAGGAGAAGCUGCCCAUCCUGCAGCAGCCCCCCGAGAGGGUAACGCGCCGGGGUGGGCACGGGCAGGGCUCCGGCGCCGGGCGAGCAGCGGGACCAAGCUGUCCUCGCGCCGUGCCCUGGCAGGUGGUGGCCGGGACGCGGGAGCUGCUGUCGUGCACGGUGAGCGGGGCGCUGGCCAGGACGCGUGUGGCACUCGGCGCCGUGGCGGGCACCCGCGUGGGGCGGCUGCUGGCCACGGGCGUGGACGCCGUGCUGGGCAAAUCCGAGGAGCUGCUGGAUCGGUACCUCCCGGCGGCAGACGAGGAGCUGGCAGCAACGACAGGCACGGAGGUGACCAAGGGCACGGAGAUGACCAGGGGCAAGGAGAUGACCACGGGCACGGAGGUGACCAGGGGCACGGAGAUGACCAGGGGCACGGAGAUGACCAGGGGCACGAAGGUGACCAAGGGCAAGGAGAUGACCACGGACACGAAGGUGACCACGGGCAUGGAGAUGACCACGGGCACGGAGAUGACCAGGGGCACGGAGGGCACGGAGGUGACCAGAGGCACGGAGGUGACCAAGGGCAAGGAGAUGACCACGGGCAUGGAGGUGACCAGGGGCACGGAGGUGAUCACAGGCACGAAGGUGACCACGGGCACGGAGGUGGCCAUGGGCACAGAGGUGGCCACAGGCACAGAGGUGACCAGGGGCACGAAGGUGACCAGGGGCAUGGAGGUGGCCACAGGCACAGAGGUGACCAGGGGCACGGAGGUGACCAGGGGCACGGAGGUGGCCACGCAGGAGCGGCACAGGCGGUGGCAGAGCUACUUUGUCCGCGUGGGCUCCCUGUCAGCCCGGCUGCCACACCGGGCCCUGCGGCGCUCGCUGGGGGACCUGCAGCGGGCACGGCUCCGUGCCCAGCGGCUCCUGGCCCAGCUCCACCACGUCAUCCGGCUGAUCGAGGAGGGGCAGCAGGGCACGGACGGGCCCUGGCACAGCACCCGGGAGCACCUGCACCACCUGUGGCUGGAGUGGAGCCAGCAGGAUGCGGUGCCCAUGGAGGACGACGAGGUACGGGGUGGAGGGACCGUGGGGGACAGAUGGCUCCAGCUGGGGAGGGUGGGCACAGCAGCCAUUGAGUCUCUUGAGGUGGGGACACAUGGCAAGGGGACACCUGGGGUGGUGCCACCUGGAGCAGGGGUGGAACAGCAGCCACGGAGUCCAGCUGUGGGUCCAUCCAUGGGGGGGGUGGGAUCCAUCACCCCCAGCCCCCGCUGCCCGCUGCCCACCCCACAGGUGGAGGCUCGGACUCUGGCCAUGCUCCACGGGCUCCUGCACCAGCUCCACUCCGCCUGCUCCCACCUGGCCACCGGUGCCCGGGCAUUCCCCAGCAGCGUGCAGGAGACGGCGGGACACAUCUGGCACGGCGUGGAGGGCGUCCAGGCUUCCCUGGCCAGCGCCCACUCCUUCCAGGACCUGUCGGGCCUGGUGCUGGCACAGAGCCGGGACGCCGUGACGCGGGCACAGCUGAGCCUGGAGGUGCUGGAGCACGUGGGGCAGCACACGCCCCUGCCCUGGCUCAUGGGACCUUUCGCCCCCGCGCUGGUGGAGUACCCGGAGGAUGCCCCCGUGGAUAUGUCCAAGUGGGAGGGCUCUGUCAUCGUUGGGGGGACGCACCAGGCGCCCGCUGCCCCCCGGGUCUGCAGCCGGCGCUGAGCCACCGGGGCCACCCACCCGGAGCUGCGACCCCCAGUCCCACCGGGAAUGGGGGGAUGAUGGAUGGACGUGGUGGCCCAGCGUGGCACCCCAGUGUCACGGCCGGGGACUCCUGUGGGGAUGGUGGCACGUGGAGGACGCCGUGUGAGCCUGUGUGGGAUCCAGGGCUGCCCUAAGCCCCUGGAAUGCUGGAAUUUCGUGUCUUAACAGCUUCAAACCAGUUUAAAGAGGAAAAAAACAAC
Molecule: messenger RNA, 2296 nt
Organism: Lonchura striata (white-rumped munia)
Lineage: Eukaryota; Metazoa; Chordata; Aves; Passeriformes; Estrildidae
Source: RefSeq, a predicted model, not a curated record